AUGUCAUCACAUAUCUUGACCGCGUGUGCUUCGCAUGAUCUCCACUGUCUCCUUUCGCCCUCCCGAUCAACGCCUCCCAUGCGAGCAUCUGGGAAGCAUGCUUCUUUACGACAUGGGGCUCAGAUGUUCAUUCUUGUUGCAGACCAGCUUCAGCUGCUCACGGGUUUGGUGGAACAAGAGAAGAUUCGGCAACGGACCUGGAGUCAUCGUUGCGAAUGGCCGAGAAGAGCCUGCUCAUCAGCAAUGCUGGGCGAUAUCGGUCCAAAUGCCGAGAGCAGGGUCAGUGUUAACGAUGAAGCGUACUCGAAAAAGAUCGAGAAGAACUGA
Sphaerulina musiva SO2202 is the source of this 327-nucleotide messenger RNA. RefSeq lists its product as uncharacterized. The transcript has a single exon. Bases 1 to 327 code for a protein of 108 amino acids. NCBI's taxonomy places the organism in Eukaryota, Fungi, Ascomycota, Dothideomycetes, Mycosphaerellales, Mycosphaerellaceae. The record is from RefSeq and is a predicted model, not a curated record.